GCAGGAUCAGUUGCUGCUUACAUUUGCUUUUGAUACUGUUGUGUUGACUUGCAACCGCAGAAACAGACACCAUGGUGCACCUGACUGAUGCUGAGAAGGCUCUGGUCACCGGCCUGUGGGGAAAGGUGAAACCUGAGGAAAUUGGUGGUGAGGCCCUGGGAAGGCUGCUGGCUGUCUACCCUUGGACCCAGAGGUUCUUUGACAGCUUUGGAGACCUUUCCUCUGCCUCUGCUAUCAUGGGUAAUGCCAAGGUGAAGGCCCAUGGCAAGAAGGUGAUUGACUCCUUUAGUGAAGGCCUGAAACACCUGGACAACCUCAAGGGCACCUUUGCUAGCCUGAGUGAGCUCCACUGUGACAAACUGCAUGUGGAUCCUGAGAACUUCAAGCUCCUGGGCAAUAUGAUCGUGAUUGUGAUGGCCCACCACCUGGGCAAGGACUUCACCCCCGCUGCACAGUCUGCCUAUCAGAAGGUGGUGUCUGGUGUGGCCACUGCCCUGGCUCACAAGUACCACUAAACCCAUGUUCCUUUUUUUUUUGUUUAUGCGCAAAGCUUAUUUGUCUUCAGAGAAAAACUGUCAAUUGCUGAGGAAAUGAUGAAGGCCUUUGGCCUUCUACCUUCUCUCUAUUAAAAAAUAUGUAUUUUCAUUGCAA
Molecule: messenger RNA, 651 nt
Organism: Peromyscus maniculatus bairdii (prairie deer mouse)
Lineage: Eukaryota; Metazoa; Chordata; Mammalia; Rodentia; Cricetidae
Product: hemoglobin subunit beta
Biological process (GO): hydrogen peroxide catabolic process; oxygen transport
Cellular component (GO): blood microparticle; haptoglobin-hemoglobin complex; hemoglobin complex
Molecular function (GO): organic acid binding; oxygen binding; peroxidase activity
Source: RefSeq, a predicted model, not a curated record